Molecule: messenger RNA, 2651 nt
Organism: Labrus mixtus (cuckoo wrasse)
Lineage: Eukaryota; Metazoa; Chordata; Actinopteri; Labriformes; Labridae
Product: neurexophilin-1
Exons: 2
Coding region: 278-1165 (295 amino acids)
Molecular function (GO): signaling receptor binding
Source: RefSeq, a predicted model, not a curated record
UGUACAAUCACCUCGGUUCUCCUCACAGCGCCUCCAAACCUCACUUCAGAAACUAAACCAAAAAAAUCCUGUCUCAUUAAGCCACAUUUCAACAUCCAUCCUGACUCUCCUGAAUGAGCCUGAGAAGACUCCUCUGUGCUCUCCCGCCUCAGGACCUCCUCCCUCACUCUUUAUUUCUCCUCAAGUUCGGCAGCUGAUACCGGCUCAGUCAGGAGGAGGUAGCUCUUUUUUUUUUUCUUUAUUCCCCCGGCUGUGAGAAGAUCAAGGACAGUUUGACAUGAGGGGAGACGCUCCACAAAGAAGAGGCAUGAAGACCACAUGUCUGCAGGCUGCUGCUCUGCUGCUGUCACUCGUCUCUCUGGUUACCAGCGCCGAUUCACCAAGUUCAGAAAAUUCAGAGUUGAGAGAGAGCUCGAAAUCCAAGGUGAAGACCUACUGGACCGAAAGCAGCAAGGCCUUCUCCAUCAGCCGCCUGCUGUCUCAGACGCUCUUUGACAAAGAGAACUUCACCUCUCUGGAUAUGAACUACGACGACGCAGAGCUGUACUCUAAACGGGAGCAGUGGAACUGGCUUUACAACGCCUCAAACCCCCGCGACCCUCGCUCCAGGACGAAGCGGAGGCCCAUCGUCAAGACGGGCAAGUUCAAGAAGAUGUUCGGCUGGGGCGACUUCCACUCCAACAUCAAGACGGUGAAGCUGAACCUCCUCAUCACUGGUAAGAUCGUGGAUCACGGCAACGGGACAUUCAGCGUCUACUUCCGCCACAACUCGACAGGUCAGGGUAACGUGUCCGUGGGCCUCGUGCCGCCAACGAAAGCCGUGGAGUUCCAAGUCCACCAGCCGCACCAGCAGUUCCACCACCAUCACCACCAGCAGCAGCAGCAGCAGCAGACGGCUCUGGAGACGAAGGACACCAAGCUGUUCAACUGCAGGGUGGAGUACGAGAAGGUGGAGAAGGGCACCAGGAACUCGCUGUGCGCCCACGACCCGUCGCAGAGCUGCCCGCAGGAGCAGACGCAGAGCCACGUGUCCUGGCUCUGCUCCAAGCCCUUCAAGGUCAUCUGCAUCUUCAUCACCUUCUACAGCACCGACUACAAGCUGGUGCAGAAGGUUUGUCCAGACUACAACUACCACAGCGACACCCCGUACCUCCCCACCGGUUGAUCAAAAAGACCAGAAAGAGAGGAGGAGGAGGAUGAUGAUGAUGAGGAGGAGGGGGAGGGGAAAAAGACGCAGAGACAAGCUUUCAGAUCCUCAGUGGUGUCUGGAUGAAAAUGGAGUCAGGACACUAAAAAACUUGAGAUGUUGACAGGCAUUACUAACACUAACAUAUCCUUGACGCGAGACUGAUGUUGCUCCAAUGAACAGACCAACCCUGAGGUCAUUAUGAGAGCGUUUAGGGCCUGCAAUCCUCACAUUAUAUGCAUAGCUGCUUGCCUGCUUACAUCGAAAGGAAAUUCUCAAGCCAACCGUAAAAAUAUGCUGAUUGUAUUUAUGUAAAUAUUAUGGGUUCUACACAAAGACCAGAAAACAAUUUUAUUAAUGUUUUUCUCCUCGCUAAUUUAGUUGUUUACGUUGAUAGUGUGUUUCCGUCUCAAUCAUGCUUUCUGUCUUUUCCAAUCAGUCUCGGGUAAUCACCGCAAACCACGUAAAUGUCAACGCAAAUAAGACGAAUCUGUCAGUUUGCAUUAGAGGGCAUAAUGGGAAAAGCGAACAUAUUUUGAGUGGUGUUGUUUUCUGCAGUGUGAUUGUUAGAGUGAGCAUAGCUCUCUGAUGUCGUCGUUUGGAUUCCCGUCCAUGUCCGUGCAUGAACCGAGUGCGGUAAACAACCGAAUAACGUCCAUCUAUAUUUUUUUUGUGUUAUUGCAGCUGUCAGAAAUAAUCUCCAUCAAGUCAGAGGAGAAAAAGAACAAAAAAAAAAAAAAAAAAGUACCUCUGUUUAAAUGAUGUUGUUGUGUGUAUGCAGGUUUUUAAGGUCGCGCGGGUGGUGCACGGUAAUCAACACCAAAAGAGAGCUCCUGUCACAUCAAAAAUAAGAAAGUAAAUGUCAAUAAAAAUAAAUUUAAAAAAAGAAGAAACGACGAAAUGACAGAGGUACUGAACUGCUCCUUAAAAAACAUUAUCAAACGUACCUGACUGUGCUUUAAUUCUGCAGAUUUCUCAGCCCCUGCAUUUCCAUUUUGGCUCGUAUUUUUACGACUUACAACAAGUUCAGUACUUAAACUUUCAACCCCCUGCAUCACUUACAUGACAAGCAGCCCGUAUUAGGAAGUGUCAGAGCCACAGUGCCCCCGCAGUAUCCAAAAAUAACACCGGAAUAAUCAUUUACACAGAAAAAGUGCUUGAUAAUGAGAAACAAAACAAGGUCGAGACAAGUUCAAAGUGUUUAAAAAAUAGAUAUUUGAACAAGCUAACAAAAGAAGGAAGUGAUAGAGGAUAGAGAAUCGUUUUCUUAAGUUCAUGCAUCAAAGACUGAACGAGAAGAAACACUUGGUUUACAAAAGUGAGAUGUUGUAAUACGUGAAAGUGUUCCAGGAAAGAGAAGGACAUACAUUAAACCGCAGGUGCUAAUCACACAUUCCACCUAUGAAGCGUUCACACCUCUGGUUAUCAGGAGAAAUAAAAAAUAAAAAAUCCUGGAUGAGACUAA